This is a messenger RNA of Anneissia japonica, 951 nucleotides long. RefSeq names its product exosome complex component RRP43-like. The record is from RefSeq and is a predicted model, not a curated record. The transcript is spliced from 10 exons. Gene Ontology annotation, cellular component: cytoplasmic exosome (RNase complex); nuclear exosome (RNase complex). Bases 29 to 823 code for a protein of 264 amino acids. NCBI's taxonomy places the organism in Eukaryota, Metazoa, Echinodermata, Crinoidea, Comatulida, Comatulidae. Gene Ontology annotation, biological process: TRAMP-dependent tRNA surveillance pathway; nuclear mRNA surveillance; exonucleolytic trimming to generate mature 3'-end of 5.8S rRNA from tricistronic rRNA transcript (SSU-rRNA, 5.8S rRNA, LSU-rRNA).
CCUUCUAAAUUAUCUAGCGUUUACCAAAAUGGCAGCAGAUUUCAAGACCGCACAGCCCAGAGAAUAUUACAGAAGAUUUUUGAAAGAAGACGUACGUCCAGAUGGAAGAUCUUUAGAAGAAAUCCGACCGACCAUCUUGAAUGUGGGGUCGAUAUCAACAGCUGAUGGGUCAGCAUUGGUGAAGCUUGGUCAUACUUCUGUUAUUUGUGGAAUCAAAGCUGCAAUUGCUAAACCUGCUGCAGAAAAACCAAAACAGGGGUUCAUAGUACCAAAUGUGGACUUACCACCUCUGUGUUCAUCCCGGUUUAAACCUGGGCCUCCAAGCGACCAAGCGCAAGCAGUUUCACAACUGGUGGCUGAUAUAAUUAAAAAUGCUGGCAUUAUUGAUCUUGAAGAUUUAUGUAUUGCCGAAGAUAAAUUGUGUUGGGUACUUUAUUGUGACUUAAUGUGCUUAGAUUAUGAUGGGAACAUAGUUGAUGCCUGUAUGAUUGUAUUAAUGGCUGCUCUUAAAAAUGGUGAGUUUUUUUGGUUUGUAUGUGUGUGCGUACGUGUGUGUGUAUGUUAUACCAACAUUUGUGAACAGCAAAACAUGUGUAUAAGAGACAGAAUAUUAAUUGCAGACCCAACAGUUGAAGAGGAGGAUCUAGCGACAGGAGUGGUUACUAUCGCUUUGAAUGAAAAUAAUAACCUCUGUUGUCUUCAUAAACCAGGUGGUAGCCCUUUGACUGAAAACCAGUUACAAGACUGUAUCAACAGAGCUAAAGUAAGGACAGUUGAAGUCCGCAAACUUAUAACAACAACAGCUGACAGCGUGGAGCGGUAGUUCUUAACAUAUUUCCUUGCUGACAUUCAAACUUGCGCCACCAGUUGAGGAUUUUCUGCUAAAAUUCCAAAACGAUCCAUUCCCAGAAGCCGAAGCCUCCAAUUGAUAAAAAAAAAAUUAAAGAUGUU